UUUUGGGACCUUUGUGUCACAAGUUCAACUCAAUAGGUUGAUCACAGGCAUAAAUUUCCGUAGGCAAGGAACUCACACAAAAUUACCCAUCUUGACUCGAGUAUAAAUUACAACUUUGUUUUGACUUGGGACGGUGGCAGCCACCAACUGUGACUUUACAAUUAGCCACUGUGUUCCUGAAGCGUCUUUGGCUGCCUGCAUCUUAGUUGUCAUUACAAGUCGGCACUCAAUCAUGUCACUUUCUUUUUGCUGUUUCAUUUUACAGUUGUACCGCUGCACUCCAACUUAAUUCUGGGACUGUGCCACAUACCCACGAGUUCUCUUCAAUACCAAGUUGACAAGUUCUUAGAUAAGACUGUAAAGUUCCCGGACUACCAAAGAUAGGAGAGUUUAACUUUAGAGCUGCUGACCAUGAAACAUCUAAAGUUCGAGAACUAGUUGGCUUUCUUGGCUUUAAAGCAGGCAAUAUGGAGAAUGGCCUGUGUCAAGAUAUGAUUAUGUUAGGUUGCAGACAGAGCAGACCAUAUCUAGAAGUAUUUGAUCAACUUGCUACUGAGGAGUUGGCUUGCACAACAUGCCCCAUUGUGGACAACCUACUGCACAUUAGCAGUGUUCCUUUGCUAGUGGCUCAUCUUGCCUGUAACUACCACUUGCGCUUUGAGCACUUUUUGUUGACGACUCAUGACGACUUGAUGCCAGUUCUGCAAGAAGAUAUCCUAGCUGCUGCCGAUUGUGUUGAAUAUCUUACUGCAAAGAUGGGAGUGAUGUUGGACGGUAGUGAAUGCCGUCUGUCUUGGAACAGAUUGAAGCAAGCAGCCCAGGACUGUUUUAUUCGUCGUUUGUCGCGCGAUCGGUUAGACGACAUGUUUGUUGAUCAUGCAAGACAGCUUGCAGCAGAACUGUACCUUACAUUGCCAGAUGAUAUAGCGGAAAUAUUUGUUCCUUUGUUUUCUUUUCAACGAACGGCUUUAAUCGUUGGCCAUGGAAGUCUUCCUGUUGGAGACGACGUCAUGAAUUACCUGACGUCGUCAGAAUUCGUUGCCCUUGUCUGUCCUUCCGAUCGAUUUCUGUCGAGCAUUGCUGUCUCAAAGGGUCUCCUUAUGAAGUCACUUGAUAGCACUUUGACUGCAGUGGAGAUGCACGACUUUGCACAAGUCAUUAUAUGGCAAACACGAAACUUCAUCUACCAUUUUGAACCAGGUAUGAUUUCUGUAACAGGGGAGCCUCUGCCAUUGAUGUCUUUACCUGCGGAAAGCAAUCGUGUCACUAGCCUGUUUGCUGAUACCUCAAACGAAUCAGAAGGAGAACGUGCAAGUGAAUGCAUUGAUUCUGCUGGUUCACACCCAUCCGCAAGUAUACCGUCAAUUAGAGAAGCAAUGGUUGCAUUGCGUGAGUCCGUUGGUGCAUACCCGUGGAGAUUGUUCUUGAAAUAUUUGCGCAAUGCUGUAGUUGAACACAUGAAUACCAGCGACAGCACAAGAGCGUCGAUUAACCCUCGGGAGCCGAGUUUGGGUGCUGUUUAUUUCGACAGUCACCUUGGACGUCAAUUGAUGGAGCUGAUUGGAUAUCGGGAACUCGGUUGGGAGAACCAAACAGCCACUACGUAUCGCCUAACUAUGUCGAAUGUCGGACACCACCGACAACAACUUGCUACAUUUAAACAGCUGGCAGACGAAGAAUUGGCGUCGACGUCAUGCCCAGGCGUCGAGCAGCUUAGAGAAAUCGAUAGCAUGCCGUUGUGGAUUGCUCACUUGUCGUACAAUUUCCACAUUCGGGUUGCGCUGACCAUUCUGACCACCAACGUCCUCUAUUUAGAAUUAGUGACGGAAGACAUUCGUUGUGGUUUGGAAUGCAUCGACUAUCUCGGAUCAAAGUUGAACAUCAUGGAGUCCGAAAGCAGCUGCCAACAAGUGUGGCAUGCGACCAGACGAGCAAUAGUCGCGUACACCGAUAAUCGAAUUAAGCAUUUCGUGAGCGAAGUGAAGUGUCACUUGAAGUCAUUUGCCGGAGAAUUAUUUAGGAAACUAUCAACAAGGAUACCUCGUCGACUUGUUUCUAUUUUCAAUCAUUUUUAUACCGUUAAACUCGCGGCUGGCAUUUGUGCGUCAGGAGAAAUGCUCGUUGAAAAGAAUAUUGUACUCUAUUUGGAGAGUUUUGAUGACAUGCCGUCUCGUUGUAUGUCAGAGAGAUACGUGGAGAGUGUAGAAAGGAUGCGAUGUUUACUAUUCAAGUCGUUCGACGAACGUCUUGCCUUACGAGAUGUGUUGAGAAUAUCGGAGAUCGCGGCGUGGCAGUCGAGAAAUUUUCUUUACCAUUUCCAGUCUCAAACCGUGUUCGAUUCGCAGACAAAUCCGUUGUGUGAAGAAAGGCUGCUCAUCACAGGUGGCGUGGUCGUCGACGUUGAUGUGUCACGCGAAGAUCGUGAUGAGAAACAAGAUGUGAGUGAAAAGGCGGAAGACGAGAAGACGGACGAGGACGACAGCAAACCUUCUGAGAUUAAAAUUGUAAGAAUAUUAGAACAAGUGAGAUCGUCGUCGUCGUCGUCAUCAGUAACUGCAAAUGCAAGACAUAGUGCAGCAACAUAUGAUGAAUUGCAGUCUAACGAUAAGGAAGAUAAUGGAGAAUUGGACGAUUGUACUUCAAUAGUCUCAAUAACUACAGAUUCGUUACAAGAGAUUCGGAGUUGCUUGACUUGUUGUCGUAGUAGGAAAGAAAUUGCGAAACUUGAGGCGGAUGUUUGUUGUCUUAUAUCUGCGGAUGUGCGUAAGCACAGAACUCUGGAAAAUGAUCUUCAAGAGUUGCAGUCAGUCAUGCUGCCCUCGUCUAAACUACCGGGUGUUAUUUGCGCUGCUUUCAAAGAUGUAAUAAAGGAAAAAACGUCUUUACUUGCUGACGUGACGGAGCGGCUCACUGAGUUAGAUCACUUGAUGGCGCAUGCGCUGAGAUUAUCGCGAGCGCAAAAUUGCGCGAUGGAGCAGUUGUUGGCAACUGUGGACGCCUUCAGGAUUUUAGACUUUAUCUUGAAGACGAGCCGGACUGAUGGAAACGUUGUCGACUUGCUUUGCAGUGCAAUUCAUUUGUUGUCCUCAAAUGAAAUUUGCAACGUCACCUGUCACAUGGGGAUUCAAUCAGAUCUCAGUGUAUGCAAUAUUAUUCGACUUGUGAAGCAGCAAACUGGCAACAAGUGGUAGCUAUGCUGAGUCUAAGUAUAUAUAGAUCGUGUGCAACCCUCUGGACGAUCAGACCGAUAUGGCAAAGAACAGUAGUGUGCUAUCCGAAAAUCUAUUGCUAGACAGCUAUAUUUUCUGAUAUUGCAUUAAACGCUGCUAGCUGUCAGUUUGUCAGGUUUAGUAAUAGAUUUUGGAACGCAUGGUUAUCUUGUACAUUGUUUUCUAAUGGUACCAGCGUCUUGUUUUAUUAUUGCUGUCUGUGCUUUUCUAUAUGACAUUGCAAUCGCCAUGGUUAUUGCGGAAACAUGUUGAACCUCUACCUUUUAACAAGACAGAUCAAAUACGGAAACUCAAGUU
Molecule: messenger RNA, 3527 nt
Organism: Corticium candelabrum
Lineage: Eukaryota; Metazoa; Porifera; Homoscleromorpha; Homosclerophorida; Plakinidae
Exons: 8
Coding region: 468-3191 (907 amino acids)
Source: RefSeq, a predicted model, not a curated record